Pygocentrus nattereri (red-bellied piranha) is the source of this 3769-nucleotide messenger RNA. It is a transcript of the gene tuft1a, whose product is annotated as tuftelin 1a. Gene Ontology annotation, cellular component: intracellular anatomical structure. Gene Ontology annotation, biological process: intracellular signal transduction. The transcript has 12 exons. Bases 156 to 1298 code for a protein of 380 amino acids. NCBI's taxonomy places the organism in Eukaryota, Metazoa, Chordata, Actinopteri, Characiformes, Serrasalmidae. The record is from RefSeq and is a predicted model, not a curated record.
AACGAGAUUACAGCAACAGGCAGCUAGCAGAGCUAAACGGAGGAGCGCGGAGGAAAGACACAGCGGCGGUUUUUAUCUGUUUAUCGUUUUAUUUGUUUAUUUAUUUAUUUAAAGAAAAGAGUUUAUAGGACUCGCCUACAGAAAAUUGAGAGAAAAUGAACGGGACGCGGAGUUUGUGCACGUUUGACGACAUCAGGUCGGAGGACAGAGCGGAAAGUUGCCGCAGACUUAGACUGACCCUGCACGAGCAAAACCAGCAGCAGCCCACCGUCGGAAAGCCAAUCGGCAGAGCCUUCGCCUUAGUGCAGCCAGCCAAUGAGAAGCAGCAUCUGAGGAUAGAGCCGGUCAAACCAUCGGAGGAGAAGGUUGAGGUCAUAAAGGUGUAUCUGGAGGCCCGGAAGCAGGAGCAGGCCAGAAACCAGCAAAGCUUGAAGAUGCUUUCAGAAGAAGUUUCCCAGAUCCAAGAGGUGCGAUACUGUUUGAAGAGCCUGAGGGAGCAGAUGGCAGCUAAAAACAACCACCGGACAGAUCACAAAUUGCAGUUAGUGCGUAAUGGCCUCAGCAGAGUAAACGGUGCUCCACCGUCAACAGCGCAGGACAGUGAGUACAAACAGGAGCUGAUGGAUGAGCAGGAGCGAGCGAAGAUGAGGGAGGUCAGCAAGCGGCUCUAUGCUCAGCUGCAGGAGGCAGAGAAGAGACACCAGGAAGAGAAAGAAAAACUGCAGACAGAGGCUGGUCAGUAUAAACAGCAACUGUCCAAGCAGAGUGACCAACUGAUAGAGGCUCAGCAGAACGCACGACAGCAAGACGAGCGAAUUGAACAGCUCCAGCGGCUGCUAGGAGGGAUGGAGCAGGAGAACUCCACCCUGAGGGAGGAGCUAAUGACCCGGGAGGCGGAGCUAUUGCAACUGCGGGAGCUGAGGGAGGAGGGUCAAGCCGAGAGGGAUAGGUUAGAGCAGCUGGAGAAGGACAAUGCUAUCCUGAAAGAAAAGAUUCAUCACCUUGAUGAUAUGCUCAAGAGCCAACAGAGGAAACUCAGACAGAUGAUCGAGCAGCUGCAGAACUCUCGUAUGGUGAUUCAAGAGCGAGACCGCAUCAUCAAAGAACUAGAGGAGAAAGUGGCCUUCCUGGAGGCUGAGAACAGAGAGAUGCGUGAUCAGAUGGACUACUUCGCCGGAGGUCAGAGGUCAUACCUGUCCGAUCACAACGCUCAAAUUGUCUACAGCAAGCCACUGAAACCAUCCACUCAGAGCAACAAGAGCCUGCCAUUCAUUAAAGUCAUCGAGAUCAAAUCAUGAAGAGCACCAGGAGAAUAGAAUAACCUUCUGUUUCCAGCACAAGGUCCACACCUUUCUACAGACUCGAUUAACAGUCCACAUCGCCCUCCACUGCCUCACUACUGUUCCGCAACAAACUGGAGCAGCGUGAUGGCUUCGGUAUCGAACUGACUGACUGUAAACACGACUGCAGCUCAUCACCAUGCGAAGCUUUUUAAUUCACGUGUAUAGGAUUUCGGUUAUGGUUUGAUGUGCUUAGAUGUAGUGUAGGUGUAGGUUUUCACGUACUGUAGCACACGACAUGCUAGCAUGCAUAACAUUGACCCAACCUCGGCUGAAGUACGAGUUCAAGUGAGGUUUAGGAUGGGGGGAUACCUACUUAAAAUGAAGUGAAGAAAUGAAGAAUGGGGUGGAGCAGAACUGAAGGACAGCACGAGGGGGUGGAUGAUUUGGUGUUUCUUUGAGGCUGGCCCUCUGAACACAGUCCCUCUGUGAAUCGGUGGCUGGAUGAGAAGGACAGAUUGUGGCACUUAAUCUCUCGCUCGCUCUCAAUCUGGUUUAGCACUCCCUCAUGUCGAUGACGUUAAUUAAUCAACGAAUCUUUUACUCUGAACUAGAGAUUACAGUUAAGGAGCAAAUCUGUGUGGGCUUUAACAGUUAUCUCUUGUCUUAAUGAAGGAAUACUAAUGUAUCUGUAUGGCCAUAAUCUGUACAAAGCCCAGCGCAUGGAGCUAAAGGAUUAUGGCCCAGCUUCUAAGAUAAAAGUGCGUAGAAAAGGCUCUUAAAAUAUCUGCGCAUUCAUGGUCGUAUAACUAGGCUAUUUAGAUAGAAGUAAAACCGGAACCAAGGCAGGCUAAGACAUGAAACAAGAAUGGUAAGACCAGGCCAGGCUGUUGUUUGAUAACGCCACCAUGGUGAGCCGCAGCAUUGAAACUGCUCUGUUUGAGUUUCGUGUUGUGGUUUAGAGUGGGCUUGUUUUUCGCGGGAGUAGAUUAAGCCUGGAUUACUCCGUCAGAAAGAGCUGUCAACUCUAAAUCUCCUCAAAACAGCGCAUAACUAAUGGUUUUUCUUUGGACGAGGCUCAGUUUCGGCUAUUUUGAAGUCAGGGAUAGUUUUAGAAGCGCUUUUUAGUCCUGUGAUCCCAAAACAUGGUCCGAAUUUUUAUUAAAUUACUUUCCUCACCUCCUGCAGUGGUGCCACGUAAUCCCAAGGGUGAGAUGUACUAGAUUAAAGGCUGGGAAACCACCCUUCUGAUGUAUUUCGAAGGUGGGGGCUGUUUGAAAGAAGUGACAUUUUACUAGCUGACAUCAAGCCAAACAUCACAUCUGUACUGAUUAGCCUCUUGUUCAUUGCCAUGGGAGGAUUUACAAUGGUUACAUGCUGUAUUUGCGUAGUGCAUGCUGGGUAUUGUAGUGAAUGAACACUGAUGGACGAAAACACAUGCAUAAUCAAGAAUUCUGUCCAACUCUUGAGGCUGAGGGAUACAAUGCUGCUUUACAGAAUACUACUUAACACCAUAAACAACAAUACAUGCUACUUUUAGGCUGGAAUGCCCCGUUAAACAAAAAGUAAGGUUGAAUUGGAUUUGUUUCCUUUACAUAUUGUAUGCUUGACGGCCUCCAGGCAGAUUUUUAGCAGUAGCUGGUGCUGAAUCUCAAAUGGCUCCCUAUUCCCUACAUAGUGCACUCUGUUGGUCUUUAAAUAAGGGCUUCUGCACUCUUAGCCAUGCAUUAUGUCUAACAUGUCUAACCAUUUGGGAUUCAGCCAGGUUCCCUACUGAAUAUGUAGUUCACUAUUUGGAUAUAUAUAUAGGGAACUAGCCUGACACACAGUCACGACGUUAUAUUAGCCUUAACUGACAGCUGAUGAUGGCACUAAAGGCUGACAUUAACAAUGUGGGCUCAUAAAAACACUAUUAAACAAUGCCUGAAAAUGGUGUUAGACCAUUAGACCACUGCAAUGCUAUGAUAGAUAAAAACAGCAGAUUACAGUGUCAAGUAAUGAUCAAAAAGCCCUUUGCCGACCAAACGAGGACGAGUUUCCGGUUGUUUUUCCGGCUCUGUUAGCCCAAUAAAUUGUCCAAAAUACAAGAGACUCAGCCACACCUUCAUCAGAGAGCAUCACCGCUCCCAUGGACAAACAGAAGAACGGUGGUGAUGAAUUUUGUUUAUAUAGAGAUGAAUUCAUUCAUCUUGGUCAUUUCAGUUCACUGACGUUUCACUCGUCAUCACAAGCUUCUUGUACAUACUGGCUUAAGAAAACUUUAAACUUCUUCUUUUUCCACGUUUCGCUUCCACAACUGACCGUCCCCCAAACAGGCUUCAUUCAACUUUGCACUCACUGCAAUAUUUUCUGUUCUUUAUUUAAUAUAAAAGCUAUUUUUUUAGUGACCCUUUUGAGCGGUGUUAGAGUUGAUGUAUCAUAUUAAUGGCUCUGCAUAUUUAUGUAAUAUGACAUUUUUGUCCGUUUGAAUAAAGCGAUCCGAAAGGCUU